Molecule: messenger RNA, 9781 nt
Organism: Sycon ciliatum
Lineage: Eukaryota; Metazoa; Porifera; Calcarea; Leucosolenida; Sycettidae
Product: titin-like
Exons: 39
Coding region: 89-9781 (3230 amino acids)
Molecular function (GO): protein binding
Source: RefSeq, a predicted model, not a curated record
UGCUCCACAAUUCCCAACCAAUGGCCCUAUUGUAGUGAAUGAAGGGGACAAUGCAUCCUUGCGAUGCAUUGUCGAAAACAAUUCCACGAUGAAGAUACAUUUGUGGGACAGCACGGGUCGUUUGGUGGCAGAGGAAGAUGGAUCAUCGUCCUUGGAGCAUGUUCUGACUAAUGUCCAGCGUAACAAUACUGGAGAUUUUGUGUGCGGUACAAGUGGUGGCAAUGCCACUCAAGGACUACGUGUGCAAUAUAAGCCAGAAAUUGCUGUAUCUACCCGUAUUGGAAUCCUUUCACAUGACUCUUACUGGCUGGAUUGUAUCGGAGAUGGUGUUCCACAACCACGCAUUCAUUGGACUACUCCCUGUCAAGAAAACAUAUCCUCCUGGCACUUUCACCUGACCCGUACUAUGUUUGAACGCGAUGGCUCAGCAUGCGGACCCUCCCCUGUCCCUUCAGCUCAGAGUUGGGCCCAAAAUAAACUGCAAUACACUUGCCAUGCGACCAACUUCCUCGGUACUAGUAGCCUCGCUACUACCAUCAGCUUUGCACCUCGCCCAAAAGGACCAGUGUUCAACCCCGUGGACAGCAAGCAGAUCAGACUCGACUCUAUCACCCUUAGCUGGUCCAUGGAUAACAGCUCAAACAUCACUUUCGUACAGUACCAUGUAGAGUACAGGCCGUACAAUGGUGACACCUGGAAGGUCAACAGAGUUCCCCACUCCCCUGCUGAAGUCCAAACCGCUACAGUUACCGGCCUGAUGCCACAGACUGAAUACUACUUCCGCGUGCGGAUAGUAACUACAUCUACAUACUCUGAAUAUAGCAAUGAAACUUCUGCGUCUACUCAUGAUCGUCUCGAUGCACCCAGGAUUCAUCCAGUGAAAAACGUUUCGGUAGAAGCGACCAUGACGGUUAUCAGUUGGGCAAGAGCUACUUACCAGAAUAUCACAGUCUUGUCGUACCAAGUACAGGCAAGACCCGGUGGUGCUGGCACCUGGGAGAACGUUUCGUUCACAAACUCCUCUUUUGUCUUGGGACCCGAGGAUAUAAACGUCAUCGUCACUGGCUUAACUCCAGGAACUAACUACCGCACCCGUGUUCGAGCGCUGACUUCGAUUGGCUUCAGUGAAUUUAGUGAGGAGGUCGCUUUCGGGACACUGGCGAAAAAUUCGACACAACGAGAUCCCAUUGAGAUUUUGUCUGUCAAGUCAACUUGGAUCGAGCUUCGUUGGCAGUUAUCAGUCUCCAUGUUCAGGCAACACCAUGGUGCAUUGCGAUAUGUUCUGCUGUCCUACCAACAACCAGACCAGUCAGGCACCUCACUACAGAAGAAUGUCUCUGUGAAUGCUGGCGACAUUAAGGGAGAUUUCAUUAUCUCGGAGCUGAAGAAGAGCUCCAAAUACUUGUUCAAUGCCACCUUUGGUGAUGGGCAUUCCACGGGUAGCAGCUUUGAGUUUGUGAGACCAGCUUUAUGUGAAGUGCCUGGUCGUGCUCAGAAUUUCACAGCUGUCGUGGCUGGCAUGAGGAGGAGAAUCAGAAUUAGCUGGACUGGUCUUGAUGAUGGCGGUUGUAAUCUGACCGGGAUUGUGCUGCGUUACAAGGACGUUAUGAACCUUCCCUGGACAGUUUAUCCGACACCGCUUCCACUUUUCACCAAUUACACGAUUCUGCUGGAUGACGUUUUUAAAUUUGACACAGCCUAUCUUUUUCAACUUACUGCCGACAACGAUGUGGGCACGGGCAGCACUACUCACCCAUAUAGGGUCAUUACAGAUGGUCUCGAUGCACCCGGGAUUCAUCCAGUGAAAAACAUUUCGGUAGAAGCGACCAUGGUGGUUAUCAGUUGGGAAAGAGCUAUGUACCAGAACAUCGCGGUCUUGUCGUACCAAGUACAGGCAAUACCUGAUGGUACUGGCACCUGGGAGAACGUUUCGUUCACAACCUCCUCUUUUGUCUUGGAACCCGAGGAUAUAAACGUCAUCGUCACUGGCUUAGCUCCAGGAACUACCUACCGCACCCGUGUUCGAGCGCUGACUCCAAUGGGCUUCAGUAGAUUUAGUGAGGAGGUUGCUGUCCGGACACGGCAUUUUAAUUCUCCACGAAGGGACUCCAUUAAGAUAGUGUCGUUUGACUCAAAUUCGAUCAAGAUCCGUUGGCAGUUAUCAGUCUCCAUGUUCGAACUCCACCGUGGUGCACUGCGAUAUGUUCUGGUGUCCUACCAACAAGCGGACCAGCCGGGCACCUCACUGCAGAAGAAUGUCUCCGUGAGUGAUGGUGACAUUAAGGGAAAGUUCGUAAUCUCUGGGCUGAAGCAUGCCUCCAAAUACUUGUUGCGAAUCAUGUUGAGCAAUGGAUCUUCCACUAGUGGUAUGGUUCGUCUUUCGCAAACAACCCAAUGCCAAAAACCUGGUCAUGCCAAGACUUUCACAGCGAUUAUGAUUACCAACACUUCUGCCCGUGUUGACUGGACUGAUAUUGACGAUGGCGGUUGCAACCUUACUAAAGUCACUUUGCGGUACAAUAUGAUGAGUAAACCGCAGACUUGGAUGAAGAUUGGUAUGAAUAUUCCACCUGUCAGAAGUCAUCAUCAGGUGCUAUAUCCUUUGUUGGGGGGCGGCAAAGCCUAUGCUUUUCGACUCGUUGCCCACAACGUGGAAGGCAAAGGCGUAGCCACUGACUCAAAUGAAGUUGCACUGGGGCCUUCCAUGCUCACUGUGUCUACACUCGAGCAUGACAAGAUUCGCUUGACGUUUGCAAAUCUGGACGAUGACAUCAUCAGGCGAAUCACCAGUCUUCCAAAGGUGGCACUGGAGUAUAGUGAGGUAGAGAAUGGCAGCCAGGUCGGAACUUGGCUAUUUGUUAACAAUCACGCGCCGGUCGUAAAUCACACGUUGGUGGCCGCAGGCUUCAAGGCUAACACCACGUAUCAGUUUCGAAUUAUCAUCUUCACCAAUAGCACCGGUACAAAAUCAAGCAGCCUUACUUUCCUGUCGAAUACCGUCACAACACCCACCACCCCUUUAUUUUUUGAAGCAACUGCACUCAACCAUGAGAAGGUUCUCCUGAAUUUGUCAAAUCUCAAUGCCAACAUUACUGCCAACCUUCUGGAAACUCAGAAGGUUGUGGUGGAGUACAGGGAGGAGACUAGUAUCUACAGCGUGAAUUGGAUUCUCGUCGAUGAUCUUUCCAUGGUUGGUAAUCACACCAUGGUGCUCUCUGGAUUUCGGCCUGAUACUAACUACACAUUUCGACUUCGUGUCCGCAACACCGAAAGCACCAACCUGGUGUAUUUCCUGUCGAAUUCAGUCACAACGUUUUCUGUCCAAUAUCCACCGGAGGUCGUGUUCUAUUCGGCAGACCCAAGUGCGCUGUCUGCGCUCUUGACUUGGAACCUGUCCGACCAUAACCCUCUUUUCCCUACCACACAAUACACUAUCCGUUGGUCAACGAAUGGCAUGUCGCUGGAAAGAGAGUUAAAUUUUACUGUGAACCCGGGAGUAUCCCAAUAUAACCUUGAUGGCCUGCAGCACAAUGCCACCAUAAGACUACGCAUGCGUGCUAACAAUCUGUAUGGCCCCGCAGGCAAUUUCAGCAGCAAUCUGACAUUCAUGACUGACGGAGGUAGUGUGCCUAGUCCGCCUGCGGAGCUACGACUCACGGAGAAUGGCACGCACAGCGUGAAGCUGUUCUGGCGUGUUAAUUUGACCGGGGACGAGUAUCCUGCGACGCAUCUGACGUUCUCGCUGAAAUACGGAAGGCCAGGUGGAGCAGAUAUCAGGCGUUUCACUGUUAACAUCACAAGUGCUAGCGGCGAAGAAUCUCUGAGUAACUUGACCCAGCAGACUGUGUACACUAUCGCAGUGUAUGCAACCAAUGUCAUUGGAAGGAGCCGAAUGGCAAGGGAGCAGGUUUUCUACACACAAGGUACACCUGGUACACUCGAGGAACUGAGUCUCACGGAGAACAGCACUACAGAUAACGUCACGCUAUUCUGGCGUCUCAACGCCACCGACUUGUAUCCCGCGACACAGCUGAGCUUCUUUUUGCAGCGAGUAGGCAGUAUGUUUAGCGGACCGAGUGGAACAAUGGGCAAGAUUCUCACCCUUAACAUUACAGAGGAUCGGGGCCAGCAAAUUUUGAAGAGCCUGCAACCGAACAAAAAUUACAUUGUCAAGGUCUACACUGCCAAUGAGUUUGGACAAUGCGAAGUAGCCGCGGAAAAGUCUUUUAAGACAGCUCAAUUACCAGUGUUCCUUAACACUCUACCGGCAGAGAUUGUGCAAGGAGAGGGCACGUCUGUAGAGAUGGAGUGUUUGGCAAAUGAUGGCAUUGUACCUGGGACUUUUAACUUGUUAUUUAUGCCAGCUGGUAGUUCUCGAUUCAUCCUGCUUGAUGCGAGUUCAGGCGGGAGCUUUUCACGAACCACAACUGGUGCUGUCACUGUUCUCAGGCUCGCGCUCAAGUUCAAUCUGACGCGUGCACGAGUGGGAGUGUACACAUGUGCAUUCCUUUAUCACUUUGAUGCACCUUACGCAAAUAACCACGUGACUGUGCGCAUUCCAGAUCCACCCAGUCCACUCACGGAAGUGCGACUCAUUGAGAGCGGCACAGAUAGAGUGGAGCUGUUCUGGCAUGUGAAUCUGACCAGAGAUGAGUAUCCCGCAACACAGGUGUUGUUCUCUUUGCACCUCGGAGGACAAGGUGGAGCAGGUGUCAAGAAUGUCACUGUUAACAUAACAGCAGAAAACAGUACGCAAAUUCUGGAGAACCUGACACCGCAGACGGUAUACAAUGUCAGAGUCUACGCGAUCAGCGAGUUUGGAAGAAGCAAUGUGACUGAACAGUCUUUCGCAACACAAGGUCCACCCAGUGCACUCGCAAAUCUGCAACUUCUAGAGAAUGGCAUGGAUAGGGUGAAGCUGCUGUGGAACGUGACCAGAGAUGCGUACCCCGCAACGCAGCUGAUAUUCUUGUGGACACUCGGAGGUGGAGCAGAUGUCGGGAAUGCCACGAGAAAUAUCACAGAGCAUAGCGGUGAACAAACUCUUGAUAACCUGCAGCCGCAGACAGCAUACAUUGUCAGCGUGUAUGCAGUGAAUGGCUUUGGACGGAGCGAAUUGGCCAAGGAGCAAACGAUACGAACACAAGGCUUACCCAGUUCGCCAACGGAUCUGCAAGUCGCAGAGAGUCUUUCGGUUAGAGUGAAGCUGUCCUGGAGUGUGAACUUGACCCGCGACUUGUAUCCCGCAACACAGCUGCUGUUCUCUUUGCAACUUUUUGGUGGAGCAGACGUCAGGAACAUCACAACAAAUAUUACAGAGAACAGUGGUGAACAAACUCUUGAUAACCUGGUACCGGAGACAGCAUACAAUGUCAGUGUCUACACGGUCAACGCGUUUGGAGAAAGUGAAGUUGCCAGGCGGCUACCUUUCCAAACCCAAGCACUGUUCCUGAACGUGCUACCACCAGGGUUUUUCAAAGAACCUGGCGCACCAGUCUCACUGAACUGUUCUGCGUAUUAUGACUCUGGGCGUUGGUCUCUGUUUUGGCAGUACACGAGAGCAGCUAAUGAGAGUUUUCAAACUAUCGUAUUUGAGGACAGUUUUGAUGGUGUAGAUCUACACAACGAGUUGAAUGACAAUGUUCUACGGGUCACAGUGAGCUUCAACAUGUCGGCUGAACGACAGGGACUGUACAGGUGUGUACUCGCAAAUCCUACAAAUCAGAUCAAUGGAAUCAGCAAAUCCACCGUGCAGGUCCUCUUGCAAGAUUACCAAACAGCACCAGUGAUCAACGCAGUCGGCAGCCAGGACGUCACAGUCGACUCUAUCACGAUUAGCUGGCGCAUGCCGCAGUACAGCAAUGUCACGAUCAACGGGUACCUGUUGGAGGUGAGGCCGCGCAACCAAGCCAACUGGACGGCAUUACCCAUUGAACAACACUCGUUCACCAUUUUCUCUGACAUGGUACCGUUUACCGUAUACCAUUUCCGCGUACGCGCGGACACCUCACUGGGACUCAGUGGUUAUAGCGAAACUUUUGCUGCACGUACAUUGCCACUUGACUCGGAGGCGCCGGAGAACGUGACGAUAUCAGCUGACCCAACUUCAAUCAUCCUGCAUUGGAAGUUAGCGAGCAGGUGGACUGACCAGCAUGGUGUACUGACGCGCAUUCUGGUGUCCUACAAACGGCAGACGAGUGGCGCAACAGGCAUGCUACUACAAGAGAAUGUUUCUGUUGGUGCUGGAGAUACUAUGGGAGAUGUUAGAGUAUCUGGAUUGAAGAAGGGCUCCCAGUACGCAUUCAGCAUCGCCUUUGACAAUGGAUUUACCCUGAGCAGAAGCUUGGAAGUGCUAGGCCGCACAGAUAUCACCCAGCCUGGCAAUGCUACGACGUUCAACGCGACCGCACUCGGCCCCACAACGAUCCGCAUCACAUGGGCUGGCUUGGACGAUGGCGGUGACAGCCUCACUUCGCUCACGCUGAAGUACAGGAUUAUCAGUAACUCCGGCCAGCCCUGGUUAUCUUUCUCAACGGACAGCGCGAUACCGCUUGUUACCAACCACAGUAUGGUCUUGACCGGGUUGCUACCGGCAACUGCCUAUCGCUUUCGACUUAUCGCCUGGAACAGCAGAGGCAAGAACCUAGAACCCUCUAGGUCGAAUAUCGUCACCACAUUCGACCACCCGGCGGUCAGCGGUGUUUUGCUGAAAACAACUGCACUCAGCCAUGAGAAGAUUCAGGUGAUAUGGACGGGUUUCAAUGAGAGCUCUACCGGCCUUACUGACGUAAUGCUGCAAUAUAUUGAGGUGGGCAGCGAAAGCAGCACCUGGAUCCCCGUUGACAGUCCAACACCAGCCAUACCGUUACAGGCUGCGAACCACACAAUGGUUCUUACUGGCUUCAAUACUCUCACCACCUACCGCUUUCGACUUACGGUCGAGGACACUGCAGGCAGAUACUAUCAUUCCCCACCAUCAGAUGGCAUCACCACGCUCGAUUUCCAGUAUCCACCGGAGAUGCAGCUGCGGGUGGCAUCCCCGGGAGCACGGUCGGUGCUCAUCACUUGGAACCUGUCCGACAGCAACCCGCUCGUACCCAUCACGUUCUAUUCGAUCCAAUGGCAGACAAACGGUCUGAUGCAAGUGGAAGAGGUCAAUGUUACAGCAAGCCCGGGAUUGCACCAAUAUAACCUUGACGCCCUUCAGCACAAUUCCUCCAUCAGCAUAAGAGUGCGCGCGAAUAACGAGUAUGGGCCCGCACGCAACUUCACCAGCCAGCAGACAGUCCGGACUGAAAAUGGUGUGCCGAGUCCACUCACGGAACUGCGACUCAUUGAGAAUGGCACAAAUAGAGUGGAGCUGUUCUGGCAUGUGAAUCUGAUCGGAGAAAAGUAUCCCGCAACACAGGUGAUGUUCUCUUUGCAACUUGGAGGACAAGGUGGAGCAGGUGUCAAGAAUGUCACUGUUGAUGUAACAGCAGAAACCAGUUCGCAAAUUCUAGAGAACCUGAAACCACAGACGGCGUAUAAUGUCCACGUUUACGCGAUCAAUGAGUUUGGAAGAAGUGAAAUGGCAAGAGAACAGUCUUUCAUUACAGAAGGUCCACCCAGUGCACUCGCGAAUCUGCAACUUCUAGAGAAUGGCAUGGAUAAGGUGAAGCUGCUGUGGAGCGUGACCAGAGAUGCGUAUCCCGCAACACGGCUCAUAUUCUUGUUGAGCCUCGCAGGUGGAGUAGAUGUCAGGAAUGAAGUGAUACCCAUCACAGGGACCAGUGGCGAGCACGUUCUAAGGAACCUGAUGUCACAGACGGCAUACAUUGUCCGUGUCUACGCGGCUAACAACUUUGGAUUAAGCGCAGAGGCCAAGGAGCAGGUUAUCCGAACACGAGGUACACCCAGUCCCCUCACGGAACUGCGGCUCUCAGAGAACGGUACGGACAGAGUGAAGCUGUUCUGGCAUGUGAACUUGACUAGUGACGAGUAUCCCGCAACACGGCUGAUGUUCUCUUUGAAACUCGAAAGUGGAGCAGAUGUCAGGAAUAUCACAACUAAUAUUACAGAGAACAGUGGUGAACAAACUCUUGAUAACCUGGUACCGCAGACAGCAUACAUUGUCAGUGUCUACACGGUCAACACGUUUGGAGAGAGUGAAGUUGCCAGAGAGCUGUCUUUCCACACCCAUGGUCCACCCAGUCCACUCACUGACCUGCAACUCACGAGAAACGGCACGGAUACCGUGAGCCUAUUCUGGCGUGUGGAUAUGACAGAUGGGUUUCCUGCAACACAGCUGAUGUUUGUAUUGAAACUUGGAGGACAAGAUGGAGCAGAUGUCAGAAAUUUCACUCUUGACAUUACGGGUAGUAGUGGUGAAGAAACUCUGGAUAGCCUGAAACUGCUGACAGCAUACACCGUCAGAGCAUAUGCGGUCAAUUCGUUUGGAAGAAGCAGCGAGGCGAAGCAACAGUCCUUCCACACCCAAGGUCCACCCAGUCCACCCACUGACCUACAACUCACGAGAAAUGGUACGGAUAGCGUGAAGCUCUUCUGGCGUGUGAAUCUGACCUCGGAUAUGUAUCCUGCAACACAGCUGAUGUUUGUAUUGAAACUUGGAGGACAAGGUGGAGCAGAUAUCAGGAGUGUCACUAUUGACAUUACAGGCAGUAGUGGUGAAGAAACUCUGGAUAGCCUGAAAUUGCUGACAGCGUACACCGUCAGAGUAUAUGCCGUCAAUGCGUUUGGGAGAAGCAGCGAGGUGAAGCAACUGUCCUUCCACACACAAGGUCCACCCAGUCCACUCACUGACCUACAACUCACGAGAAAUGGUACGACGAAAGUGACGCUCUUCUGGCAACUGAAUCUGACCAUGGACGUGUAUCCUGCAACACAUCUGCUGUUUGUAUUGAAACUUGGAGGACAAAAUGGAGCAGAGGUCCGGAGUUUCACUACUGGCAUUACAGGUAGUAGCGGGGAAAGCAAUCUUAGUCCCCUGAUGCCGCAGACAGCAUACACCGUCAGAGUAUAUGCGGUCAAUGCGAUUGGAAGAAGCAGCGAGGCGAAGCAACAGUCCUUCCACACACAAGGUCCACCCAGUCCACUCACUGACCUGCAACUCACGGAAAAUGGUACGGAUAGCGUGAAGCUAUUCUGGCGUGUGGAUCUGACCAGGGAUGGGUAUCCUGCAACACAGCUGGUGUAUGCAUUGAGGCUUGGAGGACAAGAUGGAGCAGAUGUCAGGAAUGUCACUAUCGACAUUACAGGUAGUAGCGGUGAAGAAAUUCUGGAUAACCUGACAAUGCAGACAGCAUACACCGUCAGAGUAUAUGCGGUCAAUGCGUUUGGAAGAAGCAGCGAGGCGAAGCAACAGUCCUUCCGCACACAAGCUGCAUUGCCUGUGUUCGCUACCAAUCUGCCGUCGGAGAUUGUCCAAGGAAACGCCAGACUUGUAACGCUGGCCUGUGCGUAUCACACGACGGUGCCGGUCAGCGUGGCGUGGAUGCAUGACGGCUCUGCUCUCAGUGCUUCGCCUACCAACCAUAUCGACUGGCAGAGGAACAACACUUUCGGCGAGCUCACACUGAGGUUUAAUAUGACGGCUGGACGGGAGGGGCUCUACCGGUGCGAACUGCACGCCCCGCAAGCUGGCGGGGUUGUGAGGAUGAAAGAUGUGCGGGUGACGCUUGCAGUACCCGAGUUGAAACCAAUUGUACAGUGUAUAGCCAGUGGCAAUGGAGAUGGGCAAACUUUUUACUUUGGAGCACAGACCGUGGUCGGGGAUAAGUAG